AUGAGUGACUAUGAUUUAUUGAAUGAUGAAGAAAUUGAAAAAUUAUAAGAUGAAAUAAUUAGGGAACAUGAGGAAGAAAUCAAAUAUUUAUCAAAUAAAUCCUCUGGUUCACAGUAAAAAGACAUGUCAUUGAUGUUUUAGUAAUCUCAGUAGCGUCCUUAACAAUAAUUAAGUUAGUAAGAAGAAGAGCUAUUGAAUAAUAUGCCUUUCAACAAAUCAACAUUUGCAUCUGCUCAUACAAUUUUAUCAAAGAAUGCCAGCGAAAUGAAAUUUUAAGAAUCACAAGGUGAAGCAAAAGAUCUUAAUACAUUUACAAACAGAAAUAAUGGUGUCAUUAACACUAAAAGUUCUAAAGAAAACAGAUUAGAUACUGAAUUAGAGUAUAGCACAUUUAAUGGAUAAUCAAAAUCUUAAGAAACAUAAAAAGAAAAUUAAAGCAGUAGAAAGAAUAUUCCUAUUCAAAGGAGUAUUAAAAAGACAAAUUAAUCUACUGAAAAGGGUAUCUCAGAAGGUCAGUUUGAUUUGAUGUAAAAUACAUAGAGAAAUUAGGAAGAUAUAAUUUAAGAUAUGAAGUAAUACAUUUAGGAUCUAGAAUAAGAAUUAAGUUUUUUAAGAUAGGCAUCUAGUUAGUAUGAUUAAUUAUGGAAGGAAAACGAGAAUAUGAAAAUUAAAGAAGUUAAACUUGCUGAAUACAUUAUUGAGUUACAAAAUAAGCUUGAAAAUCAAAGCAACUCAAUUAGAAAUUCAACUAUUUAAAAAAUAGAUGAUAUAAAUAAUGAUCUAAUAGAGAAGAAUAUCACUAUUCAAUAAUAAAAUAUAUUAAUUUAAGAACUACAGCACUAAAUAAGCAGAUUAAAAGAAAAUAACGAUGGAUGGAAAAGCUAAAUUGAAAAAGAAAGACAAGAAAAUUAAGAAUUAAGAACUUAAAGAGAUAUGAAUGAAUAAUAAAGAGAGGACCAUGACGAAAAUAGAAAAUACAAAGAUUUGUAUAUGGAAAUUUAUGAAUAAUAUUAAGAACAUAAAAUAUCUUCACAAAACAAAGCCUUUUAAUAAGAAUAAGAGAUUCAAUCUCUAAUUUCUUAAUUAAAUAAAUAUUCGUAAAAUUGCAACUAUGAAUAAGAAUUAUAGAGUAAAAAUAAUGAAAUAUUGGAUCUUGAGUAGUUAAUUUAAAAGAAAGAUUCUUAAAUCUAAGACAUGGAUCAAACCUUUCAGCAAGCAAAAGAUGAAAUUUCUCAGCUCAAUUCUUAAAUAGAGCUCCUUAAAGAUAGAAUUUAUUACUUGGAGCAAGAGCUUUUUUAAAAAGAAAAUCUAAUAGAUGAAUUAUAAAAUUAAGAUUUUGAAGAAAAACAAAGGAAUUUUUUAGAAAAAGAGCAAUUAUUUGAUGCAAUGGCUAACAACGUUUGUAUAUUUAUAAACGAUCUCAGAAAAAGUUAAUGCUUUUCUGUUCUUGAACAAUCCUUUCAUGAAAAUUUUUUACAGUCAAUAUUAAAUCAUAAUGUAGAAAUUCUUGAUUACUACUAAUUAGAUUAGUUUUUAUCAUCAGCAUUAAAAUAAUUAGAGUCAUUUAUGAAUAUAUUUAUAAAUGAAAGAUAAGAAGGAGAAACUAAAAUUUAAUACUUGUAUGAAGCAGAAAUGUAGAUCAAUAAACUAAAGCAAGAUAUAGAAGAAUUAGAAAGGGAAAGAGAAUAAUACUAGCCAAAAGCUAUGGAGACAUUUUAAAUUUAGGAAUAACAAAAAUAAAUUGAAUUGCUUUCUCUUCAAAAAGUAGACCUAGAAGUUAAGAAUAAAUAAAUGCAAGAAAGUGUAAAAGUAAUGAAGGGGGAAUUAGAACAUUUGUAAACAAAGUACAAUAAUAAAAUAGAAAAAAAAAGGAUAUUCUUUGAGAAAAUGAUUGAAAGCAUACUAAAAGCUGUAAACAGUAAGCAGCUUAAUGAGUUAUGUGAAGAAAUUAUUGAAAAGGUAAAAGAUAUUGAAAAAAGAAAGUAUUCAAAGCUUUCUAUAGAAAGAAAAAUAUAAGAAAUUGAUGCAGAAAUAAAAAUUAAUUUGGCAAAAUAAAGCUCAAAGGACAUAGAACCACUCAAAAAAUUUAAAUAAUAAAAAAAUCAAGAGCUAGAAGAUGUCUUAGAGAAAAUAAAAAUUUCUAACUAAAAAAUGUGGAAUGCAUAUGAAAAAAUGAAAGAGACAUGUUUAUAUGAAAAAAGAAUUAAAGAAGAUCUUGUAGAAUGUGAAAGAGAUUACUUAAAACUUAAAAUAUAAUUUGAAGAAAACCGUAAAAAAUACGAAAAUUCAAGCAAUUUUUCAAAACCUAGUUAUUAAAAUCAAUCUUUUGCAAAUAUGAGUAAGUGCUAAGGAUAAACAACUAUAAAAACAUUUAAACCACCUCUUAAAAUAACAUCAGUUUAAUAAUAGCAAUAAUUUAGUAAACAUACUUAAUUAGAGAAUGACUUAAUAAUGCAUAUUCUUUCCAGCGAUAUAUAAUCUUGCUAACCUUCAAAUACAGCAAGAUUAAAUAGAGAAUCUAGGAGUACAUCUCAAAUUACUGGAUAUUAAAAAUAAACAUAAAGAAACUCUUCCUAGAUGGUAGCAAAUAACGAUAUCUCAUAAUUACAAGAUAAUUAUCUUACAGAAAAUUUAGCAACAAAACAAUACAGAAAUUAAAGCUAAAAUAAUAAAAAUAUUAACAAUUAAAGCUAUGCUAUAAAUGACACCAUUAAUGAUAGAGCUUAUGAUAAGUAAAGAAUGUAUACCAUUUAAAAUGAAAGACAAUACAACGAUGAAAACGAUAUAAAUGCCUCUAACACCCAAAGAUAACCUGCUGCUUCUAAAGGUUCUAUUUCUUCAAGAUAGCUUAGUAACAACUAAAGAUAAGAAAAAAAUGAAGUUAUUAUGAGUUUAAAAGAUAAGCUAGAACAUAAUAAAAAGAAUUUAUCUUUAAAUUCAAGAAAAUGA
Messenger RNA from Tetrahymena thermophila SB210, 2949 nucleotides. RefSeq lists its product as hypothetical. Lineage: Eukaryota; Ciliophora; Oligohymenophorea; Hymenostomatida; Tetrahymenidae. The record is from RefSeq and is a predicted model, not a curated record. The transcript has 10 exons.